AACUCUCUCUUUAAUUCAUCCGCCCCAAAUCGACUCUCUGAAAACCCUAAUUUCUUUUUAUCCCUGCAACACCUCUGCAAUGGAUCAACCGGACCUUCUCCAACCUCAAUCAGCACAAAGACCUGCUGUGGUCUUGCAAUACGCGCGCAGGCCUCGCCAAUUUGGUUGCCCCAAGCCCAAAUCGUCCAGAAACGUGAAGACUUCGGUUUCUUCCGUCCCAAAGAAGACUAGGGAUCUCCCGAAUCUGUCGCAAUGCCACGCCUGUGGUUUCCGCAUCGACUUGGUCCAUGGUAAGAACAGACUCCAACUCCUGUAUAGCGAGUGGCGUAUCGUGCUGCUUUGCAAGAAAUGCCUUAUUUUGGUCGAGUCCUCAGUUAUUUGCUCUUACUGUUUCUCGGAGACUUCGGAUGAGUGUUUCCGCUGUUGUGCCUGCGGACGCCGGAUACAUGAAAGUUGCUUCUUGAAGUAUAAGAGUGUGGCCCCAUGGUCGUACUCGUGUUCCGGUUUGGGUUCGGAGUUUUCUGUUUGCCUUGAUUGUUGGGUCCCGAGAUCGAUGGAAAAUGUGAAUGGGGCUUCGAAGAGGAGGAGAAGCGGCGGCAAGAGUGAUGGCAGGGCUGUUUGUGGAUUAGGGCAUUCUAGACUUUUGGAAGAUGGAGACUGUGUGAUGAAGUCUUUGGAAGAUGUUGUAAAGGAUGCAAAUUGUGAGGUGGAGUUGAAGAAUGCGGCUGCGUGCAAGGCUAAGGAGAAGGCGCAAAAGAAGGCAGUUGUGGCGAGAAGGGCGGUGGAAUUGGCAACUGAUGCUCUCGAUAUGGUUGCCAACAAGGACAAGAGUAGUCUGUUGGCGUGUAAAGAUAGAGGUGGUGAUUGUGAUGAUAAAGUUGUUGGCGAUGAGGAAUUGGCUUUUCUGUUGCACCGCUCAAUGAAUAGCUCGCCGAGGAUAUCAAAGAACUUCUGCUCCGUGAAUAAGAGCUGGACAGAUGUUCCGAGGAUGUGGACAUACGUUAGGAGGGCACCGGCUGGGGCUUCGGGAACAGGUAAUGCAACCAUUAAUGGGAAGCAUGAAAAAUUGGCUUUUCAGUUGCACCACUCAAUGAAUAGCUCUUUGAGGAUAUCAAAGAACUGGUGCUCUACGAAUAAGAGCUGUACAGAUGUCCCAAGGAUGAGGACAUAUGUUAGGAGGGCAUCUUCUAAGGAAUUGAGACCAGGGAACGCAACCACUAAUGGGAAGCUUCAGUCUUGCAUGAAUGGGAAGUUUUGUGAGGUUGUGGCUCCAGAAUCUUCUUCCCUGGCAAGGAUGCGUGAUGACAGUUCGAUAAAUUUGACUAUCACAGAGUUGGUUAAUGUAAGGUCUAGUGAAAAGCUUGAUGAGUGUAUGGUUAAGUCCAAUGGAGAUGGUAAAAACACAGAACUACCGUUGAAGGAGGAAGAGGGUAGCUUUUCUAACUUUAUGGGAUCUCAAAGUCAGUUUUGUUGCGAGCACAAAAUGUUUAGCGAAGCAGAACACAAAGGAAGUGAUGUAGUCUUCGACCGUUAUAUGAUAAAGUAUAGGAAGAGGAGCUUAAUCUUGGGUAGAGUUCCAGAUAAGAAAUUUCAGUUCGUUUAUGCAAGAAAUCACCUGCAUGCAUUAUGUGCUCUGCAACCUGCCUCACUGUCGGAAUGAUUUCGAGGACGUGCUCUGGCGCUUCAGUCCGAACUUCCGAGGUUUCUAUAGAAGCCUCUAGCCGUACUACUCAUCUGGAGAUCAUCAUUACAUUCGAGGUCCAUGCAUUUCUCCUGAAGUUGAUUUCAAUAUGAAUUCGGAAUGCUACUAAGCGAAGUUGGUAGGGAUUAUAAAUUCUACUGCUUCAUAGAAGACUGUAUGGAAGGAAAUAUGGACGUCAGGCUACAGUUUUGGAGGAAGCACAAGAUGUCUGGUUGAGACAAACCAAAAGAAAUAGGCACAGAGAAAAGGUACAAAAAAAAAAAAAAAAAAAAAAACAAGAUAAUUUCUUCGUUACAGAAGGGAUGAGAGAGAGCGCUAAAUUACUCUUCCUCAAUUAUAAUCUUCUUUUCUCUCUCUUUUUUCCUUCAGAUACGUAAAAAUACUGUCUUUUUCGAACCAAAUCAUCACUUUCUCAACUAGCUCUUCAUCAAUCUGCUUUCUUCUUGAUUGCGAAACCCCGAGCAGUCCUCCAAAUUACAUGUACUCCGCAACAAUGUCGAAAUUCCAUUGCGUCAAAACUGCGAAUUCUGUUUAACAAUGGCAAUGUAACCCGAAUUGUUAUGUAAUUUCGUUACUUGUGAAAUUCGGAUUCACCGCUAUCUAGUUAAGCUCCAUGGCUCCAAGCAAAAUCAGAAGAGCCCUGGGGGCGGUCAAGGACCAGACGAGCAUUGGCCUUGCUAAAGUUGGGAACAGCAGUUCUCUCUCCGACCUCGACGUCGCCAUUGUCAAGGCGACCCGGCACGAAGAAUUCCCUGCGGAGGAGAAGCACAUUCGAGAAAUCUUGAGCUUGACGUGCUAUUCGCGUGCCCACAUCAGCUCGUGUGUUAGCACCCUCGCCAGGCGCCUCAACAAGACUCGGAACUGGACGGUGGCUCUGAAGACGUUGAUGCUGAUCCAACGGCUGCUUGCGGAGGGCGAUCCGGCGUAUGAGCAGGAGAUUUUUUUCGCCACCAGGAGGGGCACCCGGCUCCUUAACUUGUCCGAUUUCCGUGACACCUCGAGGUCGAAUUCAUGGGACUAUUCCGCGUUCGUGCGGACGUACGCGCUUUACCUCGACGAAAGGCUCGAGUUUAGAAUGCAGGGCAGGCGAGGGAAGCGGAGCGCGUAUGGAGUGGACGACGAAGAAGGUGAAGACAAUGCAAGCGCUGUUCCGGCCUCCGUUAAGGCCACGCCGGUGAGGGAGAUGAAAAUCGAGCAGAUCUUCUCCAAGGUGCACCAUCUGCAACAGCUUCUUGAACGUUUCUUGGCAUGCAAGCCAACAGGUGGAGCUAAAGAUAACAGAGUUGUGUUUGUUGCGCUCUAUCCAAUAGUUAAAGAAAGCUUUCAAAUCUACUAUGAGAUUACAGAGAUAAUGGGAAUCCUGAUCGAUCGUUUCAUGGAGCUAGAGAUUCCCGACUGCGUGAAGGUGUACGAGAUCUUCUCUCGGACAGGGAAGCAAUUCGAAGAGCUCGAUAUCUUCUAUGGCUGGUCCAAGAACGUCGGAGUGGCCCGCUCCGCCGAUUAUCCGGAAAUCGAGAAGAUAACCCAAAAGAAACUUGAUCUCAUGGAUGAAUUCAUCAGGGAUAAAUCCGCACUGGCACGUGGUAAGAGAGAAGGACCUGUGGAACAGAAGAUUGAAACUUCUGUUCAAGAAUCACCCAAAGAAGCAAAUGACGAGGAAGAUCCAAAUGCUAUUAAGGCUCUGCCUGCACCUGAAAACCUCAUGGAAGCUUCAACUGGAGAUCAGGAUGCAGAAAGCUUGGAGCCGAAGCAAGGGGAUAAAAAAGCGAAUGUGCAACUAGAAGGCGAUUUGUUGAAUUUGGGGGAUGAUGCGGUCAGGGGCGAAGAGCACGCGGACAAGCUGGCCUUGGCCUUGUUUGACGGUGGCGCCCCUACAUCGGUGGCUACCACGACGGCUUCCCCGUGGGAAGCUUUCUCAGACAACACAUCGGAUUGGGAGACGGCGCUAGUUGAAACAGCAAGCAACUUGACUAAUCAGAAAACUGCACUAGGCGGCGGCUUCGACAUGCUGUUACUCGAGGGCAUGUAUCACCAAGGAGCGAUGGCGGCUGCGGUGGGUGGGGCCACUGGUAAUGGAAGCAGUGGAAGCGCUAGCAGCGUCGCGCUCGGGUCGGCAGGGAGGCCCGCGAUGCUAGCUUUGCCGGCUCCACCGACAUCAGAUGGGGGAAAUGCACCCACCGGGGCGGAUCCUUUCAUGGCAUCCCUCGCGGUGGCGCCGCCAUCGUAUGUGCAGAUGUCGGAGAUGGAGAAGAAACAGAAGCUUCUGAUGGAGGAGCAAAUGAUGUGGCAGCAAUACGCAAGUAACGGGAGGCAAGGGCAGGUUGGAGUGACAAAUGUACAGGCUAACUAUCCAUACAGCACGGGAGGUUACACAAGAAACUACUGAAACAUCAGCUCACGAUAACUACACAGUUUGAGGCUUUCGAAGGCGCGAAGCUCAUUUUGAGCUUCCUCCGAUCGAUGCUCAGGUUGGUCGACACUUUCCAAUGGCUUCGGCAUGGGAAAUUUAAACCGUUUAUAGGGCAUUGUUUCAAUUUCUUGCCAGAGAUUUGGGAGGUCCUAUCGUAAUGCACGACUACUCAACAGGAAAUCCUGACUGUCCUC
This is a messenger RNA of Rhodamnia argentea, 4306 nucleotides long. RefSeq names its product putative clathrin assembly protein At1g03050. Gene Ontology annotation, biological process: clathrin coat assembly; clathrin-dependent endocytosis; vesicle budding from membrane. The record is from RefSeq and is a predicted model, not a curated record. Bases 2316 to 4088 code for a protein of 590 amino acids. Gene Ontology annotation, molecular function: 1-phosphatidylinositol binding; clathrin heavy chain binding; SNARE binding. Lineage: Eukaryota; Viridiplantae; Streptophyta; Magnoliopsida; Myrtales; Myrtaceae. The transcript is spliced from 5 exons. Gene Ontology annotation, cellular component: clathrin-coated vesicle; clathrin-coated pit.